This is a messenger RNA of Megalops cyprinoides (Indo-Pacific tarpon), 1641 nucleotides long. It is a transcript of the gene and1, whose product is annotated as actinodin1. The coding region runs from base 1 to 1641 and encodes 546 amino acids. The record is from RefSeq and is a predicted model, not a curated record. NCBI's taxonomy places the organism in Eukaryota, Metazoa, Chordata, Actinopteri, Elopiformes, Megalopidae. The transcript is spliced from 3 exons.
AUGCCAGGAGGUUCAGGAGAAGCAAAGCUGAUUCGCCACAAGAGGAACAUCAGCUGGUACAAGCAGCACUCUGACUUCUGGAACUGGUACAAGUACUUCACUGACACAGGCAACCAGAAGGGGGUGGAAGAGCUGGACCGCAUGUACCUGGCGUACCUGCAGAACAAGAACAGGGCGGAGGGCCGCCGCUCCUACAAAAUGUACCUGCGACACCUGGGGGACAUCUACAAGUCCUGUGCCGAUUCGGAGGACCCCAACUGCGUGGCCUCCUACACCAGCAGGCCCAAGCCCAAAGUGGAGCCGCCCAAACCCGCCCCUGUGAAGGCCUGCGACCCUUACCGAGACCCUUACUGCCUGCUGUCCUUGGUGUACCCCAAGGCUCCCUACACGGCCCCAGCCCCGCCCCCAGCUCCUGUUAAGGCCCCAGCCCCGGUCCGAGCCCCCGUGGUUCCGGUGAAGGUUCCGGGUUCGGGAUACUACUACUACGCCCCGCAGUACCAGCCCUUCCUCUCGGCCCAGCAGCGGGCGGAGCUUCUGAGGAUCUGCGAUGCCAAGGACGUGGAGUGCCUGCAGUACCACCUCCGUGCCGCCUACGGCCACUCGGCCUCGGCCGGCCCCGCCCCAUCCUACGCCCACCUAGGCUGCGACCCCAAGAAGGACCCUAACUGCAUGCCGCAGCUGGUACAGAAGGCGCCCUCUGGGCUGUACUCACAGUACCCGGUCUGUGACCCCCGCUACGACCCCUACUGUCUGCUGAGGCCCCUGGUGGCGCAGAAUAUUGAGGCCCCCCCCGGCGACAGACCCUGCAACCCGCUCCUGGAUGACAACUGCAAUCCCCUGACCGCCACCCGGCUGGCGGACCUCAGCAGGCCCGCACAGGACGAGGACCCCAAGGAUGAGCCGGCGGGGGCCCGAGCCGCACCCUGCGACCCCCGCUACGACCCCUACUGCUCCUACCACUCGGCAGCGGCCAUGCUGAGACGGCCCCCGGCUCCGGCCCCACCCCCUCCCCAGGACCCGCCCCGCCACCCACGGCUGGGCGUGAGGGGCAAGACGAAGGAGGGCUACGACUGCUACAUGCUCUAUGAUGAGGAGUGCCUUCCGCUGAGGGCGGCUGAUGCCCGGGUUGCGCCACGCCCCGAGGAGCCCUACGAGCCACACCUCAACACCGACGGCACCCGGAAUGGGGUGAUCGAACCCCACCCCGACUGCGACCCAGAGUAUGACCCCAACUGCCGCCUGCGCCGCUAUGAGCCCCAGCCCGACGCCGCCCCCGCUGUCGCCGCUGAGAUGCCGCGGGCAACCGGGGAGCGCAGGGACGAGCCCAUCCGCAGUGAGGAGCCUUACCACCAGGGGGAGCCGCACCACGAGGAGGAGGCCUACCCCCAGGCGCCAGGCUACGAUCAGCAACACUAUGAUCAGCAGCACUAUGAGCAGCAGCACUAUGAGCAGCAGACCGAGGAGCAGCAGCAUUACGAGCCCUACCAGAGCGGCCAGGAGGAUCCCUACGCCAGCUAUGGAGCCCAGGACCAGCCAGCCGCUCGGCUCGAGGAUGUCCUGGGGAGGUACGGGGAUCAGUACCCCCGAUACGACGACACCCAGGACCACCGCGCAUUCGCUGGGGACUACCGCAAGAAGUAA